ACCGCUGUAGGGAGGCGUGCGUAAGUGCUCCUACCGAGAGAGAGAGUUUUGACGCGGCCGAUCGCACGUGAGCCCUCCCAGCCUGCCGCUGUGGACUAUUAUGUCGAACGAAGAGAGUUGUGGGGAAAGUGCCUGCAAUUCUAGCCAGCGGCCAGAGGCGGCAGCGCCGAGCUAGAGCUGUGAAAGAAGCUGUACGGACAUCCUGGUUUGUACCACUUAAAGGAAAAGCCAGAAUCGAGGGAGGGAAAGAGUGAGACACAUACCCAGGGAGACUGGUGUUUUCCCGGCUGUUUCCCGACAGAGGCGGAGCAAGGACAGGCACCCCAACGGUUUGCAGGGGGCUGAUCGCUCGAAAACCAUUUGCUGGGAAUAGGUGACUGAACACCAGAACAUCUGUAAGAAUUUUGGAGGAACAAAUCUAGUUUCUACAAGAUCAAAUCCAAAUUAAAUGGCUGAUAAACAGAUCAGUUUACCUGCCAAGCUGAUCAAUGGAGGAAUAGCUGGGCUAAUCGGAGUCACCUGCGUGUUUCCUAUUGACUUGGCGAAAACCCGCCUACAGAACCAACAGAAUGGACAGAAGAUGUACACCAGCAUGUCUGACUGCCUCAUUAAGACAAUUCGGUCUGAAGGUUAUUUUGGCAUGUAUAGAGGGGCUGCUGUGAAUUUGACGCUAGUGACCCCAGAAAAAGCCAUCAAGCUAGCUGCCAAUGAUUUCUUCCGACAUCAUCUUGCUAAAGAUGGGAAGAAGCUGACACUGCUGAAGGAAAUGCUGGCUGGCUGUGGGGCAGGGACCUGCCAGGUGAUUGUCACCACUCCCAUGGAGAUGCUCAAAAUCCAGCUGCAGGAUGCAGGCCGAAUUGCGGCGCAGAAGAAACUGAUGGCAGCCCAGGCUCAGUUGAACCCAGCCACCAGUGCUGGGGCGGCAGAGUCUGUUGUGGAGACCCGAACAACAGCCAUGCAAAUCACAAGGGAGUUGCUUCGGAGCAAAGGCAUUGCAGGACUUUAUAAGGGACUCGGGGCGACUUUGCUAAGGGACGUACCCUUUUCCGUGGUUUACUUCCCAUUGUUUGCAAACCUGAACAAGCUGGGACAGAAGAGCCCUGAUGUCAAAGCUCCCUUCUAUGUGUCAUUCCUUUCUGGGUGCCUGGCAGGCAGCACAGCAGCUGUUGCAGUGAAUCCUUGUGAUGUAAUCAAGACAAGACUACAGUCCUUGCAGAGGGGAGUCAAUGAGGACACAUACUCAGGGAUAACAGACUGUGCCAGGAAAAUCUGGCGGAAAGAAGGUCCCAUGGCCUUCUUGAAGGGAGCAUAUUGCAGAGCCCUGGUCAUCGCCCCGUUGUUUGGUAUUGCACAAGUUGUCUAUUUCAUCGGCAUUGCUGAAUCCAUCAUAGAUAUGCUUCCAAAGCGCCGGGAUUAACCCCUCACACUUCUCCCCAUCCAGUUGGAAUUCAUCGUAGUAUUCUUUGUGAUCGUGGUGUCAGAGCAACAGCACAAAGGGUUAAAGCAGUAACAGAGGGAAUGAAUGUUGUCUGCAAACCAAGUUAUUUUUCCUCUGGUCAACAUGGGCCCCACCAUUACUCCAGAGAGGAUACCUAAUUAUGCAUAUCUCCUUUUUAAUUAUCAGUCUCAAGAACACUGGUUAGUACAGACUGGCUUGGUGCUUCUCUUGGCAAGGGGGAAGUAAUCUACCCUUGUCCUCUGAAUUACCAAUAGAUCAAGAAGGAGCAAAAGGACUUGACACCCACCCACCCCCCUUUGGGUAUCGGGCCUCUGGGGAAGAGAAGGGGCUGGUACCCAUAAAAAGGGAGGCCACCUUGUCAACUGAAAAGGCAGGUAAUUGCUGGAAUUAAAAUGUUUGUUUUUAGACCAUUCUCUGAAAUAUUCCCUCCCACCCACCCACCCAAAAUGAGCUGGACUUGGAUGAACUCUGCGGAUAUCAAAGGAGGGGGGAAAGGGAAAGUUGCAUCUUACAUUUACACGUGGUCAAAGGGACCUACCUUCCUAAAUGGGUGUGCGAGAGCAAGAGGUUCACCCACUGUUUCUGCACUUGACCUGUGUAAGGAACAUCUCUGUGGGAAUGCAGUGCUGAUCCCAAGGUGUGUCGUGGACAAGCUGUGAGCCAUUGGGGUGGGAGAGAACUGAAUAAUUUGGGGGUCUCUCUCUCUCUGUUUUUUAAUUUAUGCUGGAUAAAAACCCUACCAGUAAUACAUUCCUUUCAAUCAGCCUGGCUGAUGUUAGUAAUGCUGCUGUCACACCCAGUGUUUCAAAUGUCUGUGUCUUUUGACCUGUGCCUCUCUCCUGUUGCCCUCUGGGAGCACAGAUAAUGCCAAAGGGUAACUUAGGGAGAGCUGAGCUCUGUUGUGGCUGUAAAUAAUGCAAAAAGCCAGAUCGUACAGGGAGAUGUAGCUCAGCUGACAUCGAGGUAGGGUCAUCUUGCACAUUUCUCGAGGUUUGGGUGCACUAAAGUCAAAGGAACUAUGCUGUCCCACACUGGCUGGGUUACCAGUUCUUUACUCCAAUCCAGUAAGUUGUUUUCAGGGUUGCUAACUAGUUUUCCUAUUCAGGCCCAAGUUGGCAGCUAGUCAUGUUUUGUGAAUCCUCUCUGUAUAAACAGCUAGUUCCACAGGAACAUAUAUCUGUCUCCCUCUGUUAAGGUGAAGCCUUAGUGUUGAGACUUGAUUUCCCUUGGGAUUUCUCAAUGUUGCUUAGAGACAAUAGGUGACGUUCAGACUAACACUGCGCUCGCAGAAGUACAUGCUGCAUUUGCAAGGACGGGAGGGGAGACUUUCAUCAAUCCCCCCGCUUCCCUCUGUUAUCUGGAUGUUUCAAAAAAUAUGUUCCUGAAGGUCUCCCAAUCCUCACUGAUUUAUUUUCAGGGGGCCUCUGGGACAUCAAAGGGAAGAAGAGGAUGGUGAAAAUCGUUCCUCGUUGUGUAAGCAGAAUGUACUUCUAUGAAUACAACACUUAGUCUGAGUGUCGCUCAUUUCAUCCCAAAACAAUGAAAAUCAUUUCUUCCUCGUUGCACUGCCUUCCGCCUAUUUUGAUUGAUACGAUUAGUUCCAUUCUUUGCUUCUCAGGUGCUAAUAUAGUGCUGCUUGAAUUUCCAACACUAAAGGAAUUUUAAAAAAUAAAUUCAAUGUAACAUUUUGCAACGCCCUUUUGUUCUGGUAAGAAAACAAUCUAAAUUUUGAGGAUAAUGUGUUUUAAGAGGCUUUUUGCUUUCAAUUUGAUCCUGUGUUCUCACUGUUUUGUCUCUGUACAUUGCUUUAAAUGACAUUACUCAUAAUUUAUUCCAUUUUUGCAAAUGGCCUUUCUGUAUUCACAUCUGUCCUUGGUGAUGUCUCAAGUGUUAAUCAUGUUAAUGUCACUAUUGAACUCUUUGAACAAGAGUGGGGAAUUUUUUUGUUAAUGUGGCUUUCUUUUUGCUUUUCCAUAAUAUAUAAAUAAGCCCUAAAUGCAGGAUUUAAUGGGUUAUUUCCCUAUUUGCAUUUCAAAUUAAAUGUUAAAACCUAUCUAUUUCAAAAAGCUGGUUGUAAGUUGGUUCAGAUAGUCUCUUGCAACACAACUAAGAAAAAUGGCUAGGACUGGAUUAUAAUAUGGGCUAUAUUUAAUCAUUUGAUUUACGUAACUUCAUGCUUUCCCCAUCACUUUACAUUCCUAUAAAGUGAACAGUCGGUGGACCACUUGUUCAGAUGGUACUUUCCCAGCCCACGUGAUUAAGAGAGGGACACCAAGUGUGCACCCACUGUGCCAUCUUUCACUGUCGUCCUGACAUACUUCCAGCAUGUCCCUUUUAUCGCAUGCAGGGUGGGGGCUGGUUGUCCACACAGCCACUCGACACAUGCUCCAAAUACUAGCUUAAACUAUGACCUGGAGGGCAUGUAAAGCUGCCAUUGGGACAAACAGCUCCCCCCACCCCCAGCGCCCAUGCACACGGUUGCACACGGCGCAUCCCCCUUUUAAUUGUGUGGGCCAGGCGAGUACCUGCCAAUCUGGCCCAGUGUAUCACCUACAUAAGAUAACCUAUAUGAGCUCACCACAACAUCACAGGUUCUCUGUCUAAGCCAGAAAUAUCUCCAACAAUGUGUUCGGUAUUUCUUAAAACAGAAAUAAAUAACUCCUUGAUCUUUUAAGAAGCACAGUUUUCAGGGUUAGUUGAUGCACUUUAAAAAGCAAAGAGUAGCUGAAACCUGGGAAGAAAUGUUGUAUCAAGGGAAGCAAAAAUGAAAUGGGACACAAAAUGUAAUCUGUAAUGGUGUGUGUGAGAUUUAUAGUGUGAAGCUUUGUUUUUAACUACUGGUGAAUUGUCAGAAUGAAAGCAAGGGUAGAUGUAGAAAUGCUGGUCUAAAGGAAAACAGCUGUGCCUGAAGUCUGUCCCAAGUUAGCAAUGCUGCCACUGAGAUUCCUCUUGCUUGCUUACAAGACAAGUUUUCUGCUGAAAUGUGGGUCAGCACUGCAUCCAGUAAAGGGAGAAGGCACUACUUCUUGAGAUAAAAGAAAAUAUUCUGAAGCUCCAGUUUUACUAAAAUAUAGUGAUAUUUUUUCUAGUCAUCCAUGCUGUCUGCUUGUUGAAAUGCUUAAUGUUGGCAGAUUCUUACUGCUGUAGGCCUGAGGCUUGCCUAAGUUGUAAACAUGAAUUUAAUGCAAUGUUAAACUUUCUAAAAAUAUUAGAGGUUCCAUGGCUUCCACCAUGAUAAUUUUAUGUGAAUCUAAAGAAUACUGUGUUGAAGAUCCCUGUUUUUUCAUGGAACUACUAUUUACAGCAUAUUCUUAGUGAGGAAGUUGUAAACCACUUCAGUCUGCAAUGUCGACAUGCUCUAAAACGGCAGCUUCCAAAGCUUUCGGGACUUCAAAGGCUUAUUGUCCAAACUAUCAGCAGUUGUGUCUUUAAAAAAAAAAAUCUAAUGAAGUGGUUUCAAACAUAUCUGUGAGUGCUGGUGACAAGCUGCAAGCUCAAAUAUACCAUUGUUAUAGAUCAGGGAUUUCAAACACCUGGUCAAGGGCCUUACUGGUCCCUUUGGGGUCUCCAGUAUGAAUCCAUGGGAUUCAUACUACAUUCCACAUAAUACAGUCAUUUUCAGGGGUGUCCUUUGUAGAGCAAAGAGACCGACUUGGCAAUGGUUACUAUUGCAUGCCAUGGCACCAGCCUCCCACUCAUCCCCUUUAAACAUGCAGUGCUAAGUAGCAUGGUGAGUAUCAUUGGCUAGAAUCUGCAGCCAGAGUUAGACCAAUCCCACAUAAGACUGCCUUGAUUCAUUUACCAUUCCCCCAUUCCAAUUGACCUCUCUUUGUCCUAGUACAGGACAGUGCCGCUUUUUUAGUGCUUGCAUCUCCAAUGCAAAACAUAGCACAGAAAGUAUUUGCAAGUUAAAUGCUGCCGAUCUGUUGUGUGUUUGCAAAUAGAUAUACUGGGGGGUAGCCCCCCCAAGACUGCCAUUUGGCGCAGUAGUCUGGGGUACUUUUUCACAAAGCUUGCUGGUUGUUCCCAAUCUGUGGCAAUAAACUGCUGGGGAUGAUAUUUAGGAGCAGGACCUGGGGAAUUAACACUUUCCUUAAUGAAAAAGUACAGAUAUGGCCCUUGGAUAUUUGGGUGGAAAACCUUGGCCCUUCAGUGAAUUUGUGUUUGAUAUGCCUGCUGUAGAUGGUCAUCUUUCAAGCUGAAAGGGUCUUGCAUUGCCGUCUCUAGCACUUAUCCUGUACUCUGGGCACAACUGUUAUCUUAUGCACAAGAUCACAGCUCUUAAUUCCUUUAAAAAAAAAAACUGCAUGCAACUAUCAAUAUGAAUUACACUCCCCAUUCUAAUCAUAAUCAUGCGUUGAAAUAUCCAUAAUUUUGUUUCUUUAACCACAUACUUGUACUCAUAGUCAGGGUAAAGUAGGUUAAAGAGUAGUGUGCAUUAUGCAAGUGUCCUAGCCAUUCCAUACUCACCGAGGAGCAAGCAGCUUUUUGGUAGUGCAACUGAUUUAUUAAAUAGGGAUUAGCUGCAUCAGUUUAUGCUAGCACUAAACAGUUAAAUGUUUUAAGUUCAACAAGGUACAGCAAGCUCUAAGGACCAAAUGGUACAAAUCUUACUGAACAAAAGUUUUUGUGGGUUUUUUAAAAUUAUCCACACACACCCCACCCCCCAAUCCUCUAAAUGCAGUCUGAAGGCAUGAAGGUCAUCGCGGAUUAUGAAUAUCUUUCAAAUUCUUGUUUCAGUGUCUCACUGAAUUUGAAUGUAUACGAUGAUUUCAUGAAUGUGACCUCCAAACUGUCAGAUUUAUAUUUAACCAUGGUUUAAAGAGAAUUCAUUUGGAAUCAUUCUUUAUUUUAUAGUUAAAUAGAAAUCUUGCCAUGUGAGAAAUGACAGGGGAAAUGUUGCCAUAUUGACUUACAUUUCCCCCUCAUAAAUGAUUGUAUAAACACACUUGCACCUACAAUCCUUACUCAGGCAGGCUGAAGCAGAAAAGUUCUGUCCCAUACAAGAGAGCUGCGUAAAGUCCAGUGUAUGAGGUUUAAAAAAGAAAGAAAAGUAAAGCCAGAGAAGAGUUCUACCUCUUGUGUGUUUAACAUUUUUUUCUUAAUUUAUCGUUACAUUCAAAAUCUAAAUAUAGUGAAUAAAACAGAUAAUAAAUGCAUUCAAAAACCCAUUUGUGUCUGGCUUGCUCUUAUCAAUCAUAGGCUUAUCUUGUCCUCUGAAAUUCUAUGUGUGGCAACCAGAUACCAUAAAAAUGCAGUGGCUUUUAUUUGCACAAUUUAGUAUAGUAAAUGGUUGCAACAUCAUUAAUUUUGGCAAACAGGUCCUAGGAAAAAGAUCAAUUAGCCCAACCUUUAUCUUCUUAGAAACUACGAUACCAAUAGUUUUUACAAGUCAUGGAACCUUUAAUGGGUGAUGAUUUUAAAAGUAUUAUAUUUCAGUUGACAGUUGGACAGUUUUUGUACUUUGGAAUAUUCUGCUUCUAAAGGUUUUAGCUUUUAGAGCCUGUUUUUCCUUGGCAUUUAUACUUCCCAUUUUAUAAGUGAUUUUUUACUAGAUCAUGUCUGCAAAACCCAGUUCAGUCUUAAGAGUGAUCUUCUUUGGACAGACUUUAUGAAGACUGUCCCUCCUUUUGAGGACCUUAAAUGUAUCUGUAUGAUAUUUCAGAUGCCUUCUUUUCAUGUAGAAUGGACACACACUCUCUUUUUAAAAUGUGUUGACCUGUUAAUAAAUACCACUUGGGUUUUGGUUUUUGCUCGUGCUUACAGAGGUUAGAUCCUUGACCUAUGUGUUCUUCCUGGAUUAUCUGGAAAGUAACCUUAUACAGUAGUCUUGUACACUACUAUGAAAUCUAGAGGCAAGGAUUCAUGGUGCUGCAGUCAAGAGGAAGGGGUUUAUUGCAACAGAGCAACAUGAAUUCAUGGGGCAAAAAACAAGCACUUGAGAUGCUGGUGAGCAGAUAGAGCCACAUGGGUGAACCCCUUUUGUGGUUCAAGAUUUAUAGGUCCUGUGCUCUGAAGAGGUGCUUAUGCAGUGCCAGAUAUGGGCACAAGCUGAGUAAGCUACAGCUCAAGACCUCACAUUAUGAGGAGCCUAUGAAUACCAAAACGUUGAAAUUUCAAGUUUUACAUUAAUGGUUGAAAAAUAGAGGGGACAAAGACUAAAACAGACAUGAUCAUUCUAAGACAAACAUAUAUUUAUAUGGCUACACAGUUAUUUAUCAUUUUGUGUUUAUAAAUUGUGCAGAAAUAACUGUAAACUAUAUUAAAACCAGAACAGAGCUUGGUUAGACCAAUGCCCGCCAUCACAGUUACAGACAGCAUUCACUGCCUCAAAUGAAAGCCGCUGUAACUGAGCAGCGUGGUGAUGGGGUGUGACUGACGUGCCAGGGUGGGAUUUCCAUUCCAUUUUGUAAUGCUAUGGGGCCUUUUAAGCUUGAUGCAGUUUAGGGCCUCAGCAUGUCAUAAUCUGGUUGCUUAUGGUUGCUCUGGUUAUUGAUUCAUACAAUCUUGUAUCAAUUGAGACAUCUAUUUUGUGUUGUUGCUUUGCUCCUUUCAUUACCUUGGAACUGGGGCUAGAGAAGGCAUUACAUGUUACUGUUGGAAACCUUUCAUCCAAGCUUUGUUCUCUCAGCAUAACUCUCAAGUGAAGUCCUUUAUUUCAGCAGGCAAAAUAGCUCAUCUUUCAAGAGAUCCUCCCCACCAUACUGAGGGAAAGCAUCUAAUUAUUACUUCACUUAGAUAAGCUUUUCUAGAAUUUGUGUGUUAUAUCAGUAGUAAUUAAAAAGCUAGCCAACAUUCAUAGAACUAGCUUAAGAUUAGGUGUGUGUGCUAUUGCUCUGAACUACUUAGUAUAUAAAAACAAAAAUAACAAAACUGGUACCAAAAAAGUCCAGGAAUUUUUGCCAUUCAGUAUUGCAAGCAAGUUAACCCUUAGGAUUUUUACAUGGCCACUUUUGAUACGGAAAAGACUGCAUGUUGUAGACUUUUCCUUGGGCUCUACACAGUUAACUAGGAGUCUUCUAGAAGCUCCCACACAGGAGGUUCAGAAGGCCAUUUAUGAAAUGGAAAUUUGCUGUGUGACAAUAUUUCACCCGAGAAAUGGGAGUGUGAAUUGGCACUUUGAAGCUCCACAUUCUUCUUCCGUAAUAACCACAGAACAGAACUUGGAAUAUCCACAUGCUGCUUUAUUCCACAUCUUUUCAAGUGAGCAGGCUUUCCUGCAGGCGUGGUUCCAGCUGCCUGUGUUGGAUUCUGAAAAAGCUCAUUGUCCUUCCUUGUUGGGUUUUGGCUAUUCAGCCAGAUGUGGAGCACCUUCCUUGUGCUCCACAUCUGGCUGAAUAUAUAUUUAUAUUUAUAUCUGCAGUGCUGCCUACUAGCCAGUCUCUUGUCAUGACCACAAGUGAUUAUGAAAACUGAUGGAAACAAGUAGUGGCCAGCAGGUGGUGCUGCAAAAAUCGCACGAUGGAAGGUGCUCUCUGUCCUGCUAGAGCACUGAAACUCAUAAGGAGGGAUGAUUCGCUUUUUCAGAACCUGAGACAGUCAUCUGGAACCUGCUGCAGAGCCCAUUGCUAAGGUAGGAGCUUGAAAAGAAAUGGAAUAAACCACCAUGUGGAAAGGCUCCUAGCCUCAUAAUAGUUCAGUUUCCAUUCCACUUCUCCCUUCAGUUAUUCUGUGCCUCUUUGCCCAAUGGAUGUGUUCUGAAGUCUAAAUGCGUAGUCUGAAAAGCCCAAGUCUGUUUUAUUUAAAUAAAACAGGUCCUAAUUGGGAAAGGGGCAUGUUGUCUAGUAAUAGAACAAAUGGGGACUGCAAAACGUGGUGUCAGUUUGUGUGCGUUUGCUCCCACAUAGGUUUGGUUUAGAUAUUCCUUUCCAGCUCAGUUUGUCUGUUCCUCCUCCUUUCCCCAACGUGUCUGUAUUCAUGCUGAGCAGAAUUCUCCCUUCAUUUACAUUUCACUCUGCCUUUCUCCCCUCAAUGUACUUUCAAGCUGAGUGGUUUGUUUACUUCACUUGCAUUCUGUUCAGCCUUUGCCACCCUGGCAAAUGUUGAGGCUGAGGGGAAUGCAAGCUAGGUAAGCAUUUUGCUCCAUGUUUCCCCCUCCACAGCAGCCAGUUUCCAUGUCCUUGUGUCUGUGCACAACAUUCAAUUGCUGUUGCUCAUUCUUGGAAUCUUCCAACUGUGCACAUGUAGCCCCUGGUGUGUCUUUCCUGGUAUUGACUUUUUAAAAAAUAAUAAUGUGGGUUUUCUCCCCUCAAGGCCAUGAUCUUGCUACAUACCUCAGGACUCUUCCCCCCCCCCCAGUCAUCAGGGACCUACUCCUGCCGUAAGCCCAGUUUGGUACUUACUUUAACCGUACACAAGACACCAUCUUUGAAAAUGGAGAAAUCAUAAGAUUGUGGUACAGCCUAUACUGUGCCUUUUAAAAAAAACUGGAGAGAGAAAGAUCACAUGUGCCUACCUCAGAGGAGCUGUGUAUUGUGUGUUUUCCUUAUUCUUGUAUUAUAGGUAUAUAAUGUUAUAAAGUUGCACUUAAUUUGCUAGUACUAUGAGAUAUUUGGGUUUUCAGAUUUCAGACCACUUUUCUAGAUGAACUUGCCCGAUGUAGAGCUCACAUUAGGUUUGGUUCUCCUUUGCAGCCAGUCACCACUGAAAUCCAGAACACAAAUGGAGGAUUUGCCGGCGGGGUGUGUGUGCGUGUGCACGUCCUGAUUCUCACCAUCUUCCACUUCCUGUGCUUCCCACCCCUGUACUUCCCAAAUUGCUGCUCAGGAACCCGAGUCCACCAACUCUCUGGAGACAAGUUUAUAGGGACGACACAGGGGAGUAGGGUUGCAGAUCUACUCUCAUUUUACCAAAUUCCCACCAAAUAGAUUUUCCCCCUCCUUUUAAAAGUGUCUUUCCACCCAAAAAGUUUUUAGUGAGAAGUUGCUCUUCAAGCUUUCCCUCUGUCUGCAUCCCCGAACAGGAAGAAAUAAUAACAGAUCCAUACCCAUAUGAACUGAAAAGUCUUCUGCUCAGAAAGUGAAGUUCUGGGAUCCAACCUGUUAUGGACAGCCAUCGAUUUUGGUGGGUGUUUGAUCCAAAAUGGACAGGGGGCCCUGAGUAGAGCUAUCUUGGUGUGAGACUCUGUUUUUGCUGAGAGCAGCUGAGCAGCAAUGAAACCUGUUGUGCUCUCUGUACAUGGCAUUCCCUCCUUCCCUCCCAGUCAAUGAGAUCAUCAGCAAUUGACUUCUUGUCUUUAACUGGGAGGAGGAAAGGUGAGAGUGCAACUGUAUAAUGGAAGUCUGAACAGUGUUCUCACAGCAGAGGGAAGAGCUCUGGAGUGAAUGUUCGAGUGAAUCCAUCCAGGAAGGAGACUUAAUUGCAAGCUGUUCCUGUGUUUUAGGAGAGAGGAACUGUUUUUUAUUCUGAAGCUUGCCUUUUGUAUUUCCCUUUUGUAUUUCACAUCUUUGUGACAACUGUGGAUAAGCUACAGAAAAGUAACUUACUGAAACCUGUGGCAAUGGAGUCUGUUGUGUUGUAGGCCUUUAGACAGCCUAGCUCUACUUAAUUCCCAUUAUUCAGUGAUUGCAGAAGUCAUUGCUGGGGGUGGAGGGCAGAAUGAUCAGUUAGAAUCCUGAAAUGUGGGAAGGCAGGACACAACAAAGUGUUGACUGGACUGUGAAAUAGUGCGGAUGCAUUCCCAAAUCCCAACUUUUGUAUAGGUAAAGUGAAUAGCCUUUGUGAAACACACAUGUGACACACUACUAAGCUCCUGGUUUGUUGAUGUGCAGUCAUCAAAGCCUGCACUAUUAGCAUGAUUUAGAAAAAAACAAAAACCAACGAUGUCACAUGAGAGCAGCUCAAAAACAAACCGAGCAAGUGCCAUGUCAUGUGAGCAGGAUGGGCAGGGAGAGGCUAGAAGACUGUUGGGGGAAUCUGCUGUCUGCAGGCUUCCAGUUAUGUUUCGUCUGAGUGGUGUGUGGAGGAGACCUUCUGAGUUGGAAACAGGACAAGGAUAUUACCAUCUGUGGAAGGGAACAGCUGGGGGAAGGGUGCAGGCGAAAUCUGAACUUUGGGGAGAGUUCAUGCAAAAAAAGGGAAACCAGAUCAUGCAAGAAGAGACCUUUAUUCCGUGCUCAGUUCUAAACUGGGCUGGUGUUUCUUUAGCUGGCUUUCUUUAAGCUCAUUCUUAGUGGUAAGAAGUGGACACUCCUACAACUUGAUUUCACUUAAAUAUAUUAGCCAGUGCCAAUGAAUAGUCACUAUUUUUUCUUCUGAGAUUUUGCAGAUAGUAUUUAUACUUAUACUAAGUGAAGAUUAUCGGCAAAAACACUUCUUUCGAGACAUAAGGAAGGCAAAAUGCAAAGGUCUGGACCUAAACAGAUCUCUUCACAAAAGAAGUGUCACCUUGUGUUAGAAAGACUGGAAAUAUACCUUUAAUGGGAACAGAGAGAUGUGGAUUGGUUUAUAGGCUUGUAUGCAGUGAAAGUAUCUCUUAGUUUGGACCCAUGAGACCUGGAUACUACACUCAGUCCUCCUUGAGCUAGGAUCUUACAGCCUCUAGAUAGACUAGAGAUUAAACCUCCCUCGGUAGAGAGUUCUAAACCCAGGGUGUGACCACUGAGAAGGCCCUCUCUUGCAUUUCUUCUGAGUACUAUUCAGAUGUUGGUGAGAUAUGGAGAAGGACCUCUGUAGGCCAUCUUAAUAAGCAGGCAGGUUCAUAUGGGAGAAGUAUUCCGGUCUCAAGCCAUAUAGAACUGUCGGGGUCAAAAACAGCACUCUGAAUGGAGCCUGGAAAUGAAUUGGCAACCAAUAAUGUUGUUUCAACAGGGGAGUUGUGCAUUCCCCAUCACCAGCUCCCAACAGUAACAGAUGCCACAGCAUUCUGUACCAGCUGAAGUUUCCAGAUACUCUUUCAAAGGAGCUCCACACACUGUAGAGUAAUCCAAAUGUGAAGUAACAUGUGUGACAUAACUAAGGCAUAUGUCACCAUGGCCGGAUCAGAUCUCUUCGGGAAUGGAAGCACUAGUAUACCAGUCUAAGUUGGGCAAAGGUACCUCUGACUGUUGCUGCUAGGUUCAGAACUGUGUCCAGCAGUAACCACAGAUCUUCAAGGGAAGCGCUACCCCAUCCCUCAAAUAGUUAAACUCUUCUUCCCAGAUCAGACGUCCUACUGACCAGGACCACCUUUUUUGUCUGGAUUAAGAAUACUGUGCUAUAUGAGCCAAAAUGCUGAUUGCCUGAAAUGUCUGAGCUGUAGUGAUCCUUCUUCCCUGGACAGAAGAGAGAUUGGUCCUUCAAGAUCAAUGUCCACCUUCAAAACUCUAUUCAAGGAAAUCUAUAUGUGGAAAUAAUGCUUCUGUAGCUCUAGCAUUUGGUAUCCAGAAAAAUUAUGAUUAUAUUUAAGUAGUCAUCUACUUACAGAACACAAGUAAAUUAUGCUAGGAAACUAGUUUGUGACUAAAAAUUUCCAUGGGAAUGAUUUAUUCCUCCCCCAGCCAUUCCCAGAGUAGUUGGAAUGUGAAAGCUCCAUUUCUAAGACCUCCAAAAAGUAAAUGAGAGGAAAGAGGGAUCUCUCAAAGAGGCAGUGAGUUGGGCCAAAUGUUGAAGUCCUUGGUCCUCUUUCAAUUUUUAUUUUUCAGUUCUAACUUUCUAAAUGCUGUGGGGUAUGGGGGUCACCUAAUGGGUAAUUGAACUGAACUUGUCUUACAGUAGUGGGGAUCAGCGUGAAAUUCUGUCUUCCUUAUUGCUUCCUCUCUAAAGCACAAAUUGCUUCUUUCCUGACCUCUUGAAAAUAUGCUCCACAAAUCAUACAGCCGAUGCAGAAUUGAGAAUUCAAUGCAGAGUUGUUGAUGCAUGUACAGAAGAACUUGAUAAGAAGGCUAGCUGGAAGUCCUGAAUUUAAAUGUGUUGCUGAGUUAUAAUGUCACUGAAGGACUAAGACCCAUGUAUUUUUAAUGUCAUUCAGGGGUCCUAUUUCUUCCCAGUUAGCCCAUUUCUGUCUGCUCCUUUUUCUCUUCAGAAUGUCUGAGUUGCUUCUCUAUCCAAUGAUGAAAUCAAAUGUCAGAAACUAUUCAGUCGCAGUGUGAUCCCAUAGGGCUGGCCUGAGGCAUGUCUGUAGCAAUGCAUCCAGUUGCCAUUGCUGGCAUUCCUUCGUCUAAGGCUGCAUACAGGCAUAACUUUAAGCAGCACUUGCUAUGGCCUUUUCUCUCGCAAGUUGAACCUAACUUCCUCCUCACCUUCACAAUGCACAUAUUUACCAGCUAUUAAAAUGCUAAUCUUAGUUGUCAGUCUUGCUCCUCUCACCAAUCUUUGGGUGGGUUUCUACCUUAAAAUAAAAUAAAAUAGCAUGAAUGUUAAUUUAAAAUAUCAAUUCCCUUGUUAUUUCAUAUAAAAGGAAAUUUCAUUUUAAAAGACCUAAAAUGCUACUCUUGGGAUAGCGUGAAGGUGGAUUAUUGACUUCACAAGCACCGGCCAGUUAGUACUGUGCACAGCUGGUUUCUUCUGCAAACUGGUUUCUCCAGAGCUCAGUCCUGGACCAGGGAAUUGUACAGUUCUAUACAGUGUGAUGAAUGUGCUUUCCCAGCAGCUCAGCCACUUCAAAAACCUAUGUCUGUAUGCACUCUGAAAGGGCCAGAUAAUAAUAUCCCAUCAUUGAUUUUAACAGCUGUAGUUGAAGCCAGCAAGCCCUAUAGUAUACAGUAUAAGAUUCAACCUCAUUUCCAACACAAAAACCCUCUGUUAUCAAGUUGCUAGUGUCUUUUAUGUGAACUGGAUGGAUAAUUCAUUCUGGUUCCAUUUUAUAAAAAUCACACUUUUAAAGCUGAGUAGAGAGUGUCAGAAUACAUAAUACUUGGGAAAUGAAGAAUCAGUUGGGUGUAUGUUUACAAUAUAAAUUAUGGACUGUGACUCUUAAUCAUUUGAAGUUUAAAUGAUGGUUUUCAUUUAAUAAAAUUGCUGUGGUCCAGAGAGUACCUUUCGACAUGCACAAGGGCUUACAUGUGUUUUUCAGAGUGCUCUGUGGAACAGAUCAAUGCUUUUCUCUCUCUUGUUGAACCAAAGCCAUUCCAAACAGUUGAACAAAUACUGUGAGUGAAUGUGAGGGGCAAACAGUUACCUUUGUUAAAUAUUUAACCUUAAACCCCAGGGGACAUCUUAAUGCUAACAGUUUCCUUGUGGAAACAGAAGGCCCUGGAACAUCUGUGCAAAGUGCAUGUCCAGUGAAUGUAUAUUCCUGUGAGUGGGGCUUUCAGCCUGCCAAAUUUAGUUUCCUCGGUCUGCAUUUGUGUAAAGGUGUGCAUUACUGAAUGUUCUGAAGUUGUUGGUGUGUGUGUGUGUGUGUGUGUGUGUGUGUGUGUGUGUGUGUGUGUGUUUAAAGAGAGCUCAAAUUUAAAACUUUUUGUCCUGGAACCAUUGAAGUAACCAGUGACUCUUCUAAUGACCUCAGUGAGUUUCUUUGGACCAUACAUGACAUCAGUUAGAAAGGCAGAGCAGCACUCUCGUUCUCUGUGGUUUAAUUUUUACUGCAGCUGCUUUCUCUCCUCCUCUCUGUGUUCUGCUUCCUCAAAUAUUUUCCAAUCCUCACAGUCAUUUCCUCAGUGCUGUGGAUUGGUUAGUGUUUUGUGCUUAGAUGACCGAAGCAGUGCUGGAGAGAAGAGUGUUUAAGGUGGUGACGAGCUGCUUUAGCACGCCUCUAUACCUUAUUACUUAUCGCUGCUGUCUGUGCACUUGACAUUCUCUGGUUUUGUUAUAGAGUUUUGACACUUGCUCUUUGCUAGCUCACAGGAAAAGUGUGUGUGUGUGUGUGAGAGAGAGAGAGAGAGAGAGAGAGAGAGAGAGAGAGAGAGAGAGAGAGAAAGAAUGAAUCUUUCCUAGAUACUUUUUUCUUGGUGUAGUAUCAAUCGAUACAGUACAGGUCGAAAGAGAAAAGAAAAUAUAUAUUAAUAACAGUGCAAAACAUAACAUAUAAUGAUACUACAUGAAGUAAAUUUUACCCCUUAUGUGCACCCUGUACAGGCUAUAAGGAAACUACUAUCUGAUGUCCAAUUUUCCCAGCAGUCGGAUAAAACUUGGCAACAUUUAAGGAAAUCUCAUCCUUCUGGUCAGAGAGCAAACAUUUUACAUAAAAUAAAUCCAAAUGGCCUGGGACAUUGAUUAAAAGAGGGAAGAUGUAAUAUUGACAAGAGUCCCUAUAAAACUCCCAAUAUAAUAAGACAUGAGAUAUGGUUUCGAUGGUGCCUGUUGCACAAGGGCAAAGUGGUUGAGCGUAAGUAUCCUACAAUAUUUAGGAACUUUAAUGUAUGUUAAAUAUCUAGCAGGAUUAGAACUAAUAGGUUCUUCCAAGAAAAACUCCCUUGGGAUUCUUGGUGUAGUAGUUCCUUGAGCAGUAACAACUAAAAAAAGAUGGAAAAACCAGCAGAUCCUCUCAUAAUGUAACCCUUUCAGCAGCACUAAUCUCUGUUAACAUUUCUGACAGGUUUAUGUUCAUUUUAGGUUACUAUUUAUUUGCUGGUAUUAAAAAUGUUUUUUGGUGUCAUUUAUUUUGAACACCCCUUUGUUCAGUCAUGUGGAGCAUCUAGUAAUGUUUAAAUUGCGACCUUGGCCAUUGUGCAUGUAUGUGAGAGUGUGUGUGUGUGUGUGAAAUUUUUGUUCAUGAGGCAUACAGAUCUUGAAUGGUGUGUGUUAGUUAACAACUUUAUCUGAUGUUAUAUCCUGUUGCUGUGGGAACCCUGGACAACUAUUGUACUGUUUUUUGAAAUUGCUGCUUACAAAAAUAAAAGGAGAGCAAACUUUUUCUCUUGAAAAGUUUUAAAAUAACGUUUGUGUAUUGUCAUGUAGAAUAAAUAUUCUAAAUAGA
Molecule: messenger RNA, 16295 nt
Organism: Hemicordylus capensis (graceful crag lizard)
Lineage: Eukaryota; Metazoa; Chordata; Lepidosauria; Squamata; Cordylidae
Gene: SLC25A22
Product: solute carrier family 25 member 22
Exons: 10
Coding region: 449-1417 (322 amino acids)
Biological process (GO): L-glutamate transmembrane transport; malate-aspartate shuttle; aspartate transmembrane transport
Molecular function (GO): L-aspartate transmembrane transporter activity; L-glutamate transmembrane transporter activity
Source: RefSeq, a predicted model, not a curated record